Molecule: messenger RNA, 1089 nt
Organism: Laccaria bicolor S238N-H82
Lineage: Eukaryota; Fungi; Basidiomycota; Agaricomycetes; Agaricales; Hydnangiaceae
Exons: 2
Coding region: 1-933 (310 amino acids)
Biological process (GO): pantothenate biosynthetic process
Cellular component (GO): mitochondrion
Molecular function (GO): magnesium ion binding; 3-methyl-2-oxobutanoate hydroxymethyltransferase activity
Source: RefSeq, a predicted model, not a curated record
AUGAGCGUACGGCCCCCCGUCAAAGACCCAACGACCCCACCCAUCCCGCGCAAAAAAGUGACGAUCCAAGCGCUCCGUGCGCUACGGCAGUCCAAAACACCCAUCGCGAUGUUGACGGCAUACGACUACCCCUCUGCGCUCGCGUGCUCCUCUUCGACGUUAACGGACAUCACCCUCGUCGGUGACUCAUUGGCACAAGUGUGUUUGGGGUACGCAUCCACUACGCAGCUCACCCUCGACGAGAUGGUGCACCACGCCAAGGCAGUGGCGAGGGGGACGACGCAUCCCCUCUUGAUCGCGGACAUGCCGUUCGGGUCGUACCAUACCUCCGUGAGCGAUGCGGUGGCCAAUGCGGUGCGGCUUGUAAGGGAGGCGGGUGUGGAGGGCGUGAAGCUGGAGGGAGGACGGGAGAUAGUGGAUGUGGUGAGGAAGUUGACGGAGGUGGGGAUUCCGGUGAUGGCGCAUGUGGGGUUGCUCCCGCAGAGGCAUAGUGCGUUGAGCGGGUACAAGGUGCAGGGGAGGAGCGUGGAGGGUGCGAGGAGGGUGGUGAGGGAUGCGUUGGCGCUUGAGGAGGCCGGGGCGUUCUCGAUGGUUGUGGAGGCGGUGCCGAAGGAGUUGGGGCGGUAUAUUACGGAGAGGGUGAGGAUACCGACGAUUGGGAUUGGGGCGGGGCCGUGGACUAGUGGGCAGGUUUUGGUGUUUGACGAUGUGAUGGGCACUUGGUCAGGGCACAAAGCCAAAUUUGUGCGUCGCUUUGCGAAUAUGAAGGAUGUUAGGGAUACCGGGGUACAGCGGUAUGCGGAAGCGGUGAGGGAUGGAACAUUUCCUGACGCAGAGGCGGAGAGCUACGCGAUGGAUGAAACCGAGUGGGACAAGUUCCUGCAUAGCGAGGGCAUCCACGUGCAACGGGGAAACGCUGGAGAUCGGGCAUAAUUUACCCAGUAUCUAUUCUGCUGGAUCUGUUCUCGAUAUUGUGCUAUCUGGAAUCGUAGAAAGAGCUAUCUCAUGCACUAGUUGCCAGCAAGUGAAUUUUGGUUCGAUUACAUAUGUAGAUAGGCAAAUAAAUAUCUAAUCUUAUCAGUUUUAUUU